Molecule: messenger RNA, 1574 nt
Organism: Pocillopora damicornis (cauliflower coral)
Lineage: Eukaryota; Metazoa; Cnidaria; Anthozoa; Scleractinia; Pocilloporidae
Cellular component (GO): nucleolus
Molecular function (GO): rRNA (adenine) methyltransferase activity
Source: RefSeq, a predicted model, not a curated record
CAUUAAAGAGAACGAAGGAGAGGCCACGAUUUGCUUCGUAGCCUGGCCUUUCUCAUCAAAUAUGGCGGACGUUGCUAGUGCUGUAUCUUUUGCCUCAAGCAAACGCUGUGAAACAGAGAGGAAGGUCAAAAAAUCAAAAGCUAAGAAAAAGAAGAAGGUACCGAAGAAGCCAGUGGUGGAGAUCAAUUCAAGAAAAGACCGAAGAAUUAUAAAUGAAUACCAUGCUUUGAACAAGAAAAUCGACUCUCUACGGAGGAGUACCUCAAUUCAAAUGAAAGAUAGGUCAAUUCAAAUUGCGAAUCUCGAAGCGAAGAAAGAAAAGCUUGGUGGUAUAAAUGCUUACCAAAAGGCAUCGAAACUUGGAGAGGCUCGUCAUGGGAGUUUUAACUCAGCAAAAUGGAUACUGAAGCAGAUAAGAGAUUUUGAUGUUUGUAAAGUAAACUCUGUCACAACUAAAGCCACAGAGGCAAAAAUAAGGUUACUUGAUGUUGGUGCUCUUGACAAUAACUAUAGAAAGCACCAAAAAUGGAUUCAGUGUACAUCUAUUGAUUUAAAUCCGCGGAGUGACGCUGUUGUGAAGGCAGAUUUUCUUAAACUUGAAGGCAACAAACUGUAUGAUGUUGUUGUCUUAAGUUUGGUGAUCAACUUUGAAGGUGACGUACGUAGACGAGGGCAGAUGCUUCGAAAAUGUCAACAGCUCAUAAUGGACCAAGGAUAUCUGUUUAUUGUUCUCCCUCUUCCUUGUUUGAACAAUUCAAGAUACUUAAAUGACGAUCUUUUUGUAUCUAUGAUGGAAAGUCUUGGGUUUAAAGCAUGUGCCCGCCAUAAGAGCAGAAAAUUGAGUUUCUUCAUGUUCAGAAAAACUGGCCAUGCUAAGGUCAAAUCAUUCCCAAAGAAGGUCUUACGGAAUGGUGGAAACCAUAACAACUUUGCAAUCAUAUUAUGAAAGCUUAGGGGUUAACUUUAAACUUUGUUACAACAUUCAAAAUCCUAACUGUAUCCUGAAUGAUGUCUGACAACAUGUUUUUCAAUAUUCAGUUUGUUUUCAAAAAGUAUUCCCCUUUUCCCCUGAAUUUUGCUUUUCCUGAAUGCCUCUUAAAUUACCUUAAUAAACAAUGUGAAAACUGAGGAAAAUAUCUUCUUUAAUGGAAAAAAAAUUACACCAUAUUGGGUUAGUUGGCAUGAGUUAUCCACAGUGAGAAUUAUAGGCAAUGGUGGUACUUUGCUUCUUGGCCAAAUAUUUAUCUUUUUUAGACUAUCUCAGCCACGGAUGUUAUCAGCCAUCAUAUCAGCUGCAUGAAGGGGGUUAUUAACUAAAUACUGUAUUAGUGGUUGAGACAUUUAGUAAGACAAGACAUUUGGAAGGAACUUUGUUUUACCUUUUUACACCCUAAAAUCUGUAUGCAUAUUCUCCAUACUGUUCUCUAUACAUUUCCCAUGGUGCUGACAAAGAGAAUUUGUCUAACAGUCAAGAGCUUCUUUGGUUGCUGAUCUGUUCCUUUAUUCUUGUGACCCUCAUGUUUGAUUCAGGGGUGAUAUUGUAAGGAGAAAUUAGAUGUAAGUCACUGUUAGGG